Molecule: messenger RNA, 3465 nt
Organism: Symbiodinium natans
Lineage: Eukaryota; Dinophyceae; Suessiales; Symbiodiniaceae
Source: the annotation of a GenBank genome assembly
AUGGGUCACAAGACAUUGGUGGACGUGCACUCGUUUGGAGACUUUUGGUCCUGGAUUCGCCUGGGGUUUGUCCCGCUGGUGCUGCCCAGGGCCUGGGCUUAUUCCGAGCACCGUAUCCCUGAUGUGACAAGUGUGUUUGGACUGAGCCCUGCUGACUCUGCACAAGCGCCCAGUUCAUGGCAUUUUGAAAGCAGGUACAAUGCGCCUGUUGCCGGUGACUAUUUGCACUACAAUCGGAUCAUUGGAGGCAUUCGCUUCCGUCAGCAGGUGGCGCCCGACGGGUCGUGCCGCUUCCCUGGCUCCGCCUCUCAGGAGCUCUUCAAUCGAUGGUACGGGAAGCCAUGCAUGCCAGCCUACGAGGAGUUGGCUUUCGAGCCUGACACGUCCAACGGUGAGAACUUCGUGCGAGCUGAGAGGCAGGAAUGGAUCCUGAGUGAGGAUGACCAUGCGCGCAUCGUCCAGCAACUUGUGGAUAUGGAAGAUGGAUGUGCUCCUCAUGCUCGAACCUCCAGCUAUUCUAACUGCUCUUGCAAUUGGUGUGGUGCUCAGACGCCUCCUUCUCCUUGGCUCACAGAGAGGACGCAGAGAAUCGAGGUGGCUAUGGUGUCCUUCAAUGCACAGUACGGGCUGCUUACUUUGACGGGGGUGAACCUCUGGAUUGCUCGGGGGGGUCGCAUGCGCAAGCGUGUGGAGCUCAUGUCUCUUUGGAUCAACUUCUCUCAGCCGACGGCUGAGAAUCUGCCUUCCAUCGUGUUUGCUGGAAUCUGGUUAUUGUGCUUAUUCUACAUUGUCUUGCACGAGCUCGUUGAGAUUUCUUAUGCCAUUCGAAACGCAGAAGCAAGAUGGCAUCGUGCAUUGCUCGAGGAUUACAUCGGGCCUUGGAUGUUGGUUGACUGGCUCUCGAUUUCGGUGGCAGUGGUGGUCCUGAUUCUGUGGUUCAGUCUGGCCACAGAGUCGUCAAAUCUGCAGCUGCAGCUAGGUUAUUUACAGAGGCAAGAAGCCCAGCAGACACUGGAGAGGGCUGUGCGUGUUGGCCAUGUGGCCACUUUCUACGAGGCUGUUGAAGCAGUAUGUGCGGAAGAGAAGCGCUUCCGCUUGAUCUUGUGCUUCUAUCCGAUGCUCCUGCUACUGCGGCUCUUCAAGUCCUUUGCGGCACAGCCGCGCCUCGCGGUCGUCACAGACACCAUCAAGUUGGCAUCCCAAGACCUACUACAUUUUGGCAUCGUCUCGGUGGCGGUUCUGGCGUGCUUGUGCUUGAACGCCGUGCUGCUGUUUGGACGGGACGAGGAAGCCUUUGGCAACUUGUUUCGUUCCUUUCACAGUGCUUUCCGAAUGAUGUUCGGGGAUUGGGAUUGGAUGCCCAUGGAACGGGUUACUCGUACUGGGGCCUACCUUUGGUUUACCAUGUUCAUGGUCCUGGUUGUCAUCAUCCUUCUCAACAUGCUGCUGGCCAUCAUCCUCGACAAUUACAUGGAUGUCAAACGCGUCUCGGCCAGUGCUGACUCGCUUGGUGCUCAAAUUCAAGAGAUGUACCGCAGACGAAAGAUGCUAAAGCGCAAGGAACGAGUGCGCCUCAACGAUAUUUGGGACAGCUUUGUGGCAGAAGCUGGUGGCCGUCCAAAACUUGCAUUGGCAACGGACCGUCAGAUCACGGCUGAGAUGCUGCAGCAGAUCGUCCCGGGCAUCCCUCACCCGCAAGCAUCCCGUACUUUGCAAAACUCGUGGCUGGCACACUUGAAAGCAACCACGGCGCCGUUCGAGCUGAAACACUCCUCGCGCCACCUUUCAAGAUUCGAGGUGGAGACCCGCAAGGUGCGCAAUGGUUUGUUCUUCCUUUUUGACCGCUUGGACUUUUACGACACUCGGCAAGACAGCGAGAGCCCCGAGAAGGAACGUGAAAGGACAGAUGGCUGGACAUCGCCGAACAGCCCCAAGCGAGAUCGUGAAUCCGGACGGCUGUCGGCCCGCUCGGCCCGCUCAGCCCGCUCGGCUCGCUCGGCCCGGGACGGUGGCCCCACCGAGAUGGAGCAGGAGAUUCAAAUGCAGAUGCAGCGCCUGAGCGUCGAAGCUGCGGAGAAGUUGGCCACGGUCUUGAGCAGCGUCGACAAGACUCAGGGUCGGAUCGAAGAGAAGCAAGCGGUGAUCCAGGGAAGCCUUCGCGACAUGCUCCAAGUCCUCUUGCAGCUGCAGAUGUGGCCUUCUGGUGAGAAGUACACCGGCCAGUUCUUCAAGGGCGUCUUCCACGGCCGAGGGACUCGAUCAUGGCCCAAUGGGGACAGCUACAUUGGCGAGUUCAGACACGGUGAGCAAGAGGGCGAAGGCACUUUUGAGAGUCUUGCGGAAGGUUGGGUGUACAUCGGUCAUUGGAUACAUGGCCAGAUGUGCGGCCAGGGCCAGAAGACCUUUCCAGAUGAUGUUGUCUAUGUGGGUGACUGGAGGCAGGGAGUUCGGCACGGAGAUGGAUGCCUGACCUGGCCCAACGGCGCCUGCUACAAGGGACAGUUCAUUGACGACUGCAUUGAAGGACAUGGUCGCAAAACGCUUCCUGAUGGGAGUUGGUGUGAAGGUGAGUUCAAGGACGGUGAACUGGAAGGCCAUGGAACCUUUCAUUGGCCUGAUUCCACUGAGUUCGAGGGUCUUUGGCACGUAUCCGAAGUCGUCGGGCCUGGCACCCAUCGCUUUCCCGACGGCACUUGUGUGUCCGGCAACUUCGAAAACUGCGGAGCAACCGGAGAAGGAACCAAGAGUUGGGUGAACGGUUGCAGCUAUGCUGGCCGGCUGUUGCACAACCAGAUACAUCACUACGGUGUUCUGCGGUGGUCAGACGGACGAUGCUAUGUGGGUCAUUUCAAAGAUGAGGCCAUGCAUGGUGUUGGGAUGCUGACCUGGAAUGACAGCGUGGGAACGUGCGUGUACAAGGGCUAUUUCGAGGAGAACCGCUUCCAUGGACAUGGUGCCGUUGCCCAUCCAAAUCACAACAAUACAUCUCUGAUAAUGCGCUUCGUCGUUGACGUUCCCAGGUUCUUCGGCGGAGUGAAGGCAAGCGCUAUGACUUGCUGCUGUGGUGGUAGAAUGGCGAAGACGAGCACCAAGGCCUAUCAAGAUCUGGAAGAAGCCGAGCGAGCUUUGGCAUCUGCUGCCAACGGCGAAAAUCUAGAUGGUCGGCCUUUGGCGGAUGCUGGAGCCAGAUCCGAGGAAGCUCGAGCGUACUUGAACCCAUUGACAGAUAGAGGCCCUGCCGAUAUUCUUGAGACGCAAGGCCCUAUAGAUGUCGAAGAGGUAGAGUCUGUACAAAGUGCAACAACGAGAACUGACUUUCCAAGUCCUCCUGGUGAGGGCUCGAUGCUGCCCCUCGUUCCAGCCCUUUGGCCUGAAUUGGGCAGCAGUUGGAAAGGGGCAAUCUGUCAUGCUCGGCCUAGUGCAAGCGAGGUCAUGCUGCUUCCAGGCGGGCGCCUGCUGAAGUAG